AAGCGUUCCGGCUUUUGCUUCGCUGUGCGUGUUUAGAGAAGUGGCGGCUGCAGAAGGGACGAUGGGCGCGGUUGGCAUGGGGCUGGUGGACUGUCACUGCCACCUGUCCGCUUCGGACUUUGAUAGCGAUCUGGACGAUGUGUUGGAAAAAGCCAAGAAGGCCAAUGUUAUGGCCCUUGUAGCAGUUGCUGAACAUUCAGGAGAAUUUGAAAAGAUUAUGCAACUUUCAGAAAGAUACAGCGGGUUCAUUCUGCCAUGCUUGGGUGUUCACCCAGUUCAAGGACUUUCACCAGAAGACCAAAGAAGUGUUACAUUAAAGGAUUUGGAUUUAGCUUUGCCUAUCAUCGAGAAGUAUAAGGAUCAGUUGUUGGCAAUUGGAGAGGUUGGACUAGAUUUUUCUCCCAGAUUUGCUAACACUGAUAAACAGAAGGAAGAACAAAGACAAGUUCUAAUCACACAGGUCCAAUUAGCCAAAAGACUAAAUUUGCCUCUAAAUGUUCAUUCACGCUCAGCUGGAAGACCUACCAUCAGCCUCUUGCAGGAACAAGGUGCUGACAAGGUACUGCUGCAUGCAUUUGAUGGCCGGCCAUCUGUAGCCAUGGAAGGAGUAAGAGCUGGGUACUUCUUCUCAAUUCCACCUUCUAUCAUAAGAAGUGGACAGAAGCAGAAACUUGUGAAACAGUUGCCUUUAACUUCAAUCUGCUUAGAAACAGAUUCACCUGUGCUAGGACCAGAAAAACAGGAUUAUGGUAAGGACUACAUGAAGGUACGUGAAAGCACCUAACAGUAGCUGGUAUAUUGUAGGUGAUCAAUAAAUAUUCAUUUUUCUCCUUUUAAUUAGCUUGUUAUUAUGUAUUUCUUUCAUUACAAGUAUUGAUAGAAUCAUAGAUUUGUGUAUCUGACCUUUGCUAUAGUAUCUCAUUUUGUUAUUGUAGACCACAAAGAAUCACCUUUUAAAUUUCAUACUUUCAUAUUGCUAUAUUGGCUAUAUAUUUAUUAUAUAGCCAAUUAUAUAGCCAAAUUAUAUAUAAUUUUCUGAAAGGAAGUCAUAGCAUCUGCUUUUUAUUUGCUUUAAAUAGUGUCUGUUAUAGUUACCUCAUAAUGUACAAUUUGAUAAGUGCUUGUGAUGUCCAUUAGAUCUGUGUCUCUACACCUCCCAAAUUCAGAGAACUGUCCCUCAAAAUUUGGAGGUCUAGAAGCAGCAGAAAUCAUUAUGUGAUUAUUAACAAAUGAUGAUUAUUUGUGAUUGUGAUGUGAAUUAUACUAAUUAAUAUCCAAUUAACUACAUUUUUAGUGGAGAGGGUACUGGGGAUUUCACUCAGGGGCACAUGGCCACCGAGACAUAUCCCCAGCCCAAUUUUGUAUUUUAUUUAGAGACAAGGUCUCACUGAGUUGCUUAGCACCUCACUUUUGUUGAGACUGGCUUUGAACUUGUGAUCCUCCUGUCUCAGCUUCCCAAGCCAGUAGGAUUAUAGUCGUGCACCACCAUACCUGGCUAAUUAACUACAUUUUUGUAAAUCAUUUUUUAUCAGAGUAUAAAAGCCAGGAAUGAGAAAGUAGAGGAUCAUAACUUCUUUUUUCUAUUUGAGUAUAGGUCAGAAUAGUAUAGAAUUACUGUCCUGACAUGUUAAAUGAAAGAAAAGGAUCUAGCAUUUUUCUCCUAAACAAGAAUAAAUUUUGAAUGCUGUUAUAACUCAGUUUUUUUAUUUGUAUUUAGAUGAUUUAACAAAAACUGAGUUUGUGGCAUAGUGCCUUGUACUAAGUAGGUAUUCAAUAAACAUUUUUUGUAUGUAUGUAUGUAUAUAGAUGUGUGUGUGUGUAUGUUUGGUGGUGCUGGGUAUCAAACCCACAGCCUCACUAGCCAGGGCUCUACCACUGAACUACAUCCCCAGCCCUAAAUGUUUAUUCUGGAAAGUUAGAAAUAGGGAAGAUCAUGAACAAGAAAAUAAAACUAUCUGCCAUAUUAUAAUUGUUACAGGCAUAAACUCUAAAGUCAGAUUGCUUGGGUUUAACCUCAGCUGGCCUUCUUGCUAUCUGUGUAGGAUGUUUUUUUACCUACUAAAAAAAGAGGUACUACUAGUAAUCCUACCUACUGCAUGGAGUUAUUUUGAGGAUUAAAUGAAAUAUUUCAUGAAAAGUUUAGAACAGAGAGUCAUCUAUAAAAAAAAAGCACUAAAUAAAUGUAAGUUCUCUGUCCUUCCAGACUUUUUAUAUCCAUGUAUGUAUAUACAUACAUAUAUACAUAUAUACUUUUUAUAUACAUGUAUGUAUAUACAUAUAUUUCAUAAAAAUAGGAUUAGCCUGAAUGUAUUAUUUCAUAAUUUCCUUUUAUGUGUGCACUUCUGCAUAUAUUAACAAAUAUACUUUCCACAUCAUGUUUAACAACUAUAUAAUAUUCCAGUGUUAAAAGUAAAUAUGCAAUCAGUUACUUGAAAAAUUGUGCUCUAUAUGUGUAAUAUAAAAUGCAUUGCAUUCUGCAAUCAUGUAUAACAAAUUAGAAUAAAUAAAUAAUUUAAUUUUGGGCUGGGGAUGUGGCUC
Messenger RNA from Ictidomys tridecemlineatus (thirteen-lined ground squirrel), 2538 nucleotides. NCBI's taxonomy places the organism in Eukaryota, Metazoa, Chordata, Mammalia, Rodentia, Sciuridae. The record is from RefSeq and is a predicted model, not a curated record.